AUGAAGGUGUCCCUUCCAAUGUUCGCGUACUGCCUUAUUCAAGUAUUUGCCUUCGUUUCUCAUGCUGCUAGUUUAACUGCUCUAAACGAAACACAACUUCUACUCUCAAGAACUUUAUCUUCCAUUAACUCAGCAUUGACUUUUUUCAACAAAGAAUAUGAAAAUGUCAACUUGGACACCGUUAUCGGGACACGGAUACUUGAAGGUCAGUUCAAGGUUUUACUGGACAUGAUUGGACGCUCCCCCGGGGAAUGGCAGGUGGAUAGCCACACCCUGAUGGAAAUUCAGCGAUUACAACGGACAGCUGGUAAAAUCAGCGACAAAGCAAUACCUUAUAUUGCGACGCUAACACCACGCUAUUUUUAUAAGAUUGGUAUGAUGCUCCAGAAGGGAUUCUGGGAACUAGACUACAACAGUAAGAGUUUUGACGACAGUAUGACACUGUGGCCAUACAAAGCAGGCGAGGCUCUACACGAGGAGGACUCGGACAAUUGUAUAGCGGAGUUCUUCGGCACGGGGAAGCGUACCAAGAACACGUGUGUCAUCUCCAGAAGGUGCUGGGAAUCCAUGACGUCACCUCUUUACAAUGGGUACUCUCUAUCACACGAAAUAUUCUACUUACAAAUAGGAAGACAGUUUGGUUGUGGGGCUGAAAUGGAAAUGAUGCGCUUGGCAGCAGGUCAGGAAUCCAUAGAGAAAAUGCAGGACGAUUUUUGCGCCAACAUGAUGAAUGAGGCCACUAUUAUCGCAAAGGAGGGAUUCCCUGAACGAAAACAGGAUCUCUUCAUGGAACAAGCGGCAUUAUGUGGAAUGCUGGGAUACAGACAAUUCUUUACCUCUGAUUGGCUGGAAAAUAUCUUGAGUUGGCAAGACCACAAAACUGGGUGUUACAAGGGGAACCCAGUAAGGGAGACAGAUGUCGAAUACCGUGGGACAAAGCCUCGCAUUCGGAACAAGCGAGAAGAACGUCUUCUGGAUCACGGAUGUCUCUGUCACCGGACCACUGUGGCUGUGGCCGCUCUCGGCCAGUACAUCCGAUACAUGUUGGAGUUCGCCGCCUUCGAGAGAGAUAUGGACAACUGA
Molecule: messenger RNA, 1083 nt
Organism: Ylistrum balloti
Lineage: Eukaryota; Metazoa; Mollusca; Bivalvia; Pectinida; Pectinidae
Product: UPF0764 protein C16orf89 homolog
Exons: 7
Coding region: 1-1083 (360 amino acids)
Cellular component (GO): cytosol; membrane
Source: RefSeq, a predicted model, not a curated record